This is a messenger RNA of Miniopterus natalensis, 8399 nucleotides long. RefSeq names its product serine and arginine rich splicing factor 1 (gene SRSF1). Lineage: Eukaryota; Metazoa; Chordata; Mammalia; Chiroptera; Miniopteridae. Gene Ontology annotation, molecular function: mRNA binding. Gene Ontology annotation, cellular component: cytoplasm; nucleus. The record is from RefSeq and is a predicted model, not a curated record.
CGCAGGGAACUUUUUUUUUUCCUUCGCGCGGAGGGUGACGUCGCGCGUACGUGAGCGUAUUUUCGCUGACCCGUUACGCUCUUGCGCGUGCGCACUGAAAUCGAAUAGCUGCUUCCUCCCGCUUCUCUUCUUCCCUCCCCCCCAUAUCCGUGCGCCGAGCUGAUAAAGGCGCCAUUUUGGAGGGGCCGCGGGAGACGUGGUGUCGCUGCGGGCUCGCUCUCCCGUGCGCUAGGCUUGGUGGGAAGGCCUGUUCUCGAGUCCGCGCUUUUCGUCGUCGCCAUGUCGGGAGGUGGUGUGAUUCGUGGCCCGGCGGGGAACAACGAUUGCCGCAUCUACGUGGGUAACUUACCUCCAGACAUCCGAACCAAGGACAUAGAGGACGUGUUCUACAAAUACGGUGCUAUCCGCGACAUCGAUCUCAAGAAUCGCCGCGGAGGACCGCCCUUCGCCUUCGUUGAGUUCGAGGACCCGCGAGACGCGGAAGACGCGGUGUAUGGUCGCGACGGCUAUGAUUAUGAUGGAUACCGUCUGCGGGUGGAGUUUCCGCGGAGCGGCCGUGGUACAGGCCGAGGCGGCGGCGGGGGUGGAGGUGGCGGAGCUCCCCGAGGCCGCUAUGGCCCCCCAUCCAGGCGGUCUGAAAACAGAGUGGUUGUCUCUGGACUGCCUCCAAGUGGAAGCUGGCAGGAUUUGAAGGAUCACAUGCGUGAAGCAGGUGAUGUAUGUUAUGCUGAUGUUUACCGAGAUGGCACUGGUGUCGUGGAGUUUGUACGGAAAGAAGAUAUGACCUAUGCAGUUCGAAAACUGGAUAACACUAAGUUUAGAUCUCAUGAGGGAGAAACUGCCUACAUCCGGGUUAAAGUUGAUGGGCCCAGAAGUCCAAGUUAUGGAAGAUCUCGAUCUCGAAGCCGUAGUCGUAGCAGAAGCCGUAGCAGAAGCAACAGCAGGAGUCGCAGUUACUCCCCAAGGAGAAGCAGAGGAUCACCACGCUAUUCUCCCCGUCAUAGCAGAUCUCGCUCUCGUACAUAAGAUAAUUGGUGACACUUUUUGUAGAACCCAUGUUGUAUACAGUUUUCCUUUACUCAGUACAAUCUUUUCAUUUUUUUAAUUCAAACUGUUUUGUUCAGAAUGGGCUAAAGUGUUGAAUUGCAUUCUUGUGUAAUAUCCCCUUGCUCCUAACAUCUACAUUCCCCUCAUGUCUGGUAAAUUGUAUUUUAAGUGAUGUCAUAGACAGGAGUGUUUGAAUUUAGUUAACUCCAUUCUCUUCAGACUGUGAUAUUGUGUAAAUGUCUAUUCUGCUCUGGUUUGUGUGAACUGGGAUGUUGGGGGUGUUUGUGGUUAUCUUACUUGGGGAAGUUCUUAUGUUUAUCUUGCUUUUCAUGUGUCUUUCUGUAGACAUAUCUGAAGAGAUGGAUUAAGAAUGCUUUGGAUUAAGGAUUGUGGAGCACAUUUCAAUCAUUUUAGGAUUGUCAAAAGGAGGAUUGAGGAGGAUCAGAUCAAUAAUGGAGGCAAUGGUAUGACUCCAAGUGCUAUUGUCACAGAUGAAAUUGGCAGUAUUGACCUUAUACUAAAAGACAAGGGUUAAAAGUGAUAUAUAUGCAUCUACGUUAAAACACUUGCAAACAUCUUAUGCAGUUAUCUUUACCUACAAUUGCUUUGCUCUAUAAACCUUGGCAAUUGUGGAAAAAUUAUAUUGCCCAUUUUGCUCCCUUCCCCCCUUUUUUGUUUUAAUAGGGACUAAUGUGGGAAGAACUGGCUAAUUUGUCACAGUGCUUAGUUACAACUGUUAAUGUGUGACCUGCUGUUGGUGUACAUGUGGGUACAGGGUGUCUUUAAUUCCAACCAGAUAGAGUAUAAUAUCAAUACUGCUAAAUCUGCAUGUCCUCUGUGUGACUGAUAUAGCGUUGCUAUUUCAUUUUUUUUUAAGACAAAAUGAAAGCAAAUUAUAGAAUUCAAACGUAUUGGUGUAGAUAAUCUAGUUGGGAAUUUCUAAGUCUCACCUUUCCCUUUAAACUAAUAUUAAUAAUUGACUCAUGUUUAAAACACUUUAAUUUACAAAUUAAAUUACAGAUGGGAGCAUUAGAUUUAGUUUAGACUUAGGUGGGUAACAAUACCAGUAAACUUUCAAACUACAUAACUUUUUGCAACCACAAAACCUGUAAUACGCUGUACAGUAACAAGUGUUGGCAUUAUCAGUUGAACUGUAAAUAUAAAAUGCUUCUUCCAAUUAGUCUCUAUGAUGAUUAAGUUUCUAAAAUUUAUCUGAACACCAUUCAGAAACUUGUUUUGGGGAAUUUGAUAGUUAUUGAUGUACAUCUGUUAAACUGAUGACAGACAUAACUCAUCAUUCCCCAGAAACCAUUUUUGAUUACAGUAUCUAACAUUUUGCCUCCUCUUUUUUGGUUUUGCUGGUUAUAAAGGUUUGGAUUGGAGAGGGCUCACUGGAUCCCAAUCCUUGGAGCUGGAUCAUUGGAUUCAAAUCAUAAUGUGGAUAGGAUAGGGAGGAUGAAUUACAAGGAUUCAUGGAGCGGGAUCAGAUUACCAGGAACAUAGGAGUGGAUUCCUGCCCCAACCAAACCGCAUUCGUGUGGAUUUUUUUUAUUUUUAUUCAACUUAAUUGGCUAUUCCAAAGAUUUUUUUUUUUUUUCCUAUUUUUGACGAUUGGAGCCCUUAAGAUGCACGAUGGAAUUGUGUUUUGCAUUUUUUGGUAAAAGGAGCAAAGCGAGGACCUGGAGAUAAACGCUGGAGCAAUCUCCUUGGAAGGAUUCAGCACGAGUAGAUGGUAAACAUUUAAAGGGGAAAGGGGGGGUUUGUUUAAAAUAGUAAAUCAGUAAGUCAUUUCUAAAUUUAAAACAAAAUUGGAGUUGAAGAAUAAGUAGGUUUCCAAUUGGCUGUUGCCGUUUUUCUUUGAAAAAUAAACGUUUUUUAAAAAACUGCAUGGUUGUCCUUUUUCCUCUUGUAAGAUUUUAAUGGGGUGAUUAUCAGUUAAUACUUGAAAUUGAUAAGAUUCUGACUUUUGAAUUUAUGUGUUAGUUAAUUAAAGGUUCUUGAAAGGUGAUUUUAUGGUAUUAAGUAAUUCUUGUUAUUUGUAAAAAUACUCAGGGCAAGAUAAAAGGUGAGAAAGGCAAUUGUGUAUGUAACAUGGUAAAUGAGGGGUGGUCUAGUCGUUGAAAGAUAAGCUUCCCAUACUUUGAUAAUAAAAAGUUAUUAAAAUUUAUAGAUGCUGCUUAUUUUUGGUGAUCAUCUAAAUAGAUAAUAUAGGCUUUUAAACAAAAUUGAGUGAUGACUGGUAAAUGUUAACUUGGAGGUAGCCUUUGAGAUUCUCAAUGAAACUCAUCUCAAAAAUUGGUAAGUAUUAAAUGUUUAAAUUAAGCACAGAUUAGAAUUCUCAACACAAUUUACUUUUUUUUUUUAAAUGUGAAUGGUACACUAGAGGAAUAACUGCUUAUUUCAGUGAAUUGUUGCUGGUAAAAAGCUGGACAUUCUUUUUUGCUUUGCAAACUCUUCUCAACCAUAAGAUUAUUUUUCUGUAUCCAAAACAUACCAAAGUAGUGAUUAUACCCUGAAGUCUACCAAUUUUUGUAUCUUUUUACUUGACAGUCCCUUUGUUUUAAAUUUUUACUUUGCUUGAAUUGGAGGGGAUUUUUACCUAAAAUACCUAAUCGUCUGAUUUCCUGAUAGCUAGUCACAGCCAUCAAAACAUUCUUUUUCUGCACCCAACUAAAUCUUAACGAUUCCCAUGGGUGCUAAUGAAUUUGGAACCAGAAUUUAAGACAGCUACUCAGGUGACAUGAUUUCAAACUAUGAAAAACUAAAAGUAAUCUUGGUAGAGGAAGUGGGCCCCAAGAUUUGGUCACCUAACCAAUACAUGCAAAUGAAUCUUGUGGAAUGUCAGGAGGAAGAAAAAGGGUAUUGAAUUGAAAGCUAGGAUUCCACUUUAAAUAUUUAAGAAAAGUAGUUGAGGAUAGAUUCAUCGAAGUCAUUGUAAAUCAAAGUAGGUUCAAGAAGCCGAAAGAUUUAUUAAAAUGAAUAAAGUUUUUGUCAUUGGGGUAUUAACCAGGCCUGACUGCUUACGAGAUCAGGCAUUUUCUGGGUGGCAUGGCUAUAGGCAAGUUCUGUCUCGAAUAUUUUUUAAGUCUUUUUAAAUGAUGAUUUUGGAAAGAUAAAUGCGGGGUAGAUUUAAGUAAGCUUGAGUUCAUUUGUGUUCACCUAAUGUUUUGGUAACGGCACCAAAAUGAAAGUUCCCUUCAGUCGAGGUUGAGUACAUUUAAGUGAAGUUGAAAGAUGUGCUCUACAAAAAGUUUUAGUUGUUUCAACCCCAGGUUGAAAAUAAGAUAGAAAACUUUUUGUGUCUGGUGUAUCAAUUCUUUGAAGAUUAGAGAAGACUUAAUGUGUGUUAAUGAAUGGUAGAGGGGGGCAGAUUUUGCAGGUGAAACCAAGGCAGCUUAAAAGCUGAGGGGAGAUGGCAGACUUUUUUUCAGUCUUAGAAUGGCCCUUAAAACUACCCAUAUUGGCAGCUAUUAGAAAAAAGCCAUCUUUUGGGAACUAAAAAGGCUGGCAUGAAUUUUCCACCUUUUCUCCCUAUUUGUCUCCCCUUAGAAUGUUGUAGGGAGCCUAUAAUUAGUUUGUCAUUUUCUGACCAAGGACUUAAGUCUAAGAAGCACCUAUUUUUCAUAACAUCAGAUUGAAUAACCCAUCUUGCUGUUCAUCCCACAUCCUGGAAACAAAAGGUAAGAAACCCAUUUUCUGAUUCCUAUUGUUUGGGAUCUGAAUUUUAUUUUUAAAAUUGUUUAAAUUUCUUAAUGUUUGAAACGUGAACAGAUUUUCCUCAUCUAAAAUGCUUUCCUAAGUUUUAUACUUUAGUGAUAAGUUUUGAGUACAAAUAUCCACUUGUGCUUAUGUGCAGUAUGAUUCUAGACUUUCAACUUUCAGUUUUGUCUGUGAAACAUCUUGCUCAAUAGGGUGUUUUUUUAAGUUUCUUGAAGAUGAAUUUACAUGUGCUUUUUUGCUUUGUGUAUAAAAUUACACAUGAAAUACAUUAUAUGUAUGUAUGUACCAGAAAUAGUUAUUAAAAGGAGAGAAACUAUUAGACUGAGGUUCUAUUGUAACUUAACCGUCCUUUGGUUUAACUUAAUUCUAUUAUGCAGAAAAUUGGUUCACAAUUUCUUACCCAAAAAACUUUUGAAAACAAAAAGAGUUUGUUGAAAUAAUUGCAUGUAAAACCUGACAAGAAUUGAUGCCUUCAUUUUGUACUUACUGUGAAUAACUUGUCUUCCUGCAGAAAUAAGUGGUAUGUUUCAUUAUACAGUUGCUACAGGGUUUGCUGAGGGUGUUAAAUUUUAUAUAGGGUCUGUAUACCAUACCUUUGUAAAGUGUAAACAGUUCUGAAUUUCAGAUACAUCUGUCCCCAAGAAUUUGGAAAAGGGAUUGUAGAACUCUAGUAGAACAUGCAGGGCUAAAGCUUGUGUUACUUUGGAUGUGAGUAAAAUGUGGAUCCUUUAUUAAUUGAGGUAUACAUUCCUCAUAUUAGGCUGAAGCAGCCACAAGGGGGAAAAAAGGUACGACAACAUUUCUUUAUAUUCUGUUGCUAUAGUGGAUUCAAAGCAUUUGUAUUACACUAAAGGAAAUAUUUUGCCAUCCUAGUGUAUACAGUGGAUUACAUUCUUUUAGGGUACUUUUUCUCAGUAAUUUCUGGAACAUUGAUCAUCCUGGCCCUAUAGGAAAAGCUGGGAUUGUCAUGAAGUAAAAAGAUAAGGGAACAUCUGUUUAUUUUGUCUAUUGAGCAAAGUAAUUUUAAUUACAAAAAUCACUUGGUGCUUCUGUAGUCACAGGAAAUAAAUUUGUCAUAUAGAAAUUAAUUUAGGCGGAAAUAACCUCAUAAUAGCUUAUCAGGGAGAGAGAAGUCUUUCAUGCUUUGCGUAGGAGGUUCAUUUAGGUAAGUAUGGAACACAGAUGAAACAUUUAAAAAAGUUCAGCAGGUCCUGAGUGUUUCGUCUUCAUUUCUUAAAAAGUAAGGAGUUAAGCCUUCAAACUACCAGGUUAAAAAGUGUCUUAACUCCUUGCCACCAUAAAACUUAGAGGUAUCCUCUAUCAAUUAUUGAUAGAACUAUCAAUGGGAAGAUAGUGGAAACUGAGAGCCUUGGAACAAAACAUCAAAUUGUAGGGAUAGCCUAAUGUCUAGGUGACUAGAAAAAACAACUUUCACUUUCCUAAAUGAGUAAAUGCUAGGGGAAAUCACUUAGUCACUAGAGGGCACUGUGAUGCAGAAUCAACCAGGAAAUUAUCCCUACUGUAAAGGGUCAUAAACAGCAAGGUUUCAGAAACCAACUAUCUAAAUUGUGUAACAACUCCAAAGUUAGGGGUUGGGUUUUCUGGGAUAAGUUUUCUUUCUGUCUUCUCAUCUGUUGGGCAAAAUCCUUUCCCUUUUCAAAGCUUCUGGAUCCAUUUAGGUUUUGAAUAGAGCUUAAUUUCAUGAAUACCAAACUUAACAUAAACCAAAGAACUAUUUCUAGAUCUUAAUUAAGGGAAAAAUGCUGAAGAUACGACUCUGCUUGUUUUCUGCCAAACUUGUACAUCGUAAGGUAUGAAAUAGUAAGGUUGCGAGUGUAAGAAUUGGGUGCAGGAGUAGAUGUGCUGCAAAGUGUCUCGGCAUAAAAUUGGUCAUAUACCAAAAAAAUGGAUAUGCUUUCAGAAACCGUAUGGUAUGGAACAGUUUCUGGAGUGAUCUUACUUCUCAGCAUUACUAAGAUUUUUAAUUGUUAAUGUGUCUUUAAGAACUUGCUAGUCAUGUUGGCUGUUUAUAUUUUUCUCUUUCCUAGGCCUGCUUAUUUAAGUAGGCAAUAGAGUAUCUUGAGAUAAAGUGUACAUUUCUCUUGAUGUAUUAAUGCCGUUUUAUUUUAAGACAGAUGAAAGUUAUUGGGGAUUAGUACUUUAGCAUUUGUCAUUCAUAUCUCUCUUCCCCUACUUCACAUUGCAAAAAUGUAGAGGAAACAAACUUCAGCUUUGCCUCCUGUUUAAAUUGUCAUUUAGAAUAUUAAAGUUUCUUAGGCCCACUUAAAUCAUUAAUGUUAGAAACGUGUCUGCUUUGAAGAGUAAGACACUAGGAGACAAAGGUAUUUUUCCAGGAGAGAAAUAAGGUUAUACAAGAGAGAUUACCCUGCUUGCUAAACAUUUUACAUAGCAAGCGAGACUGCAGAAGGUUGCUGGCUAGCAGCCUUGCUACAAAUUGGAUUGAAAAUACUGAAAGUGCACUAGAUUGGUUAUGCCUGUCCUUAAUCCUAAUAGUGUUAGCUCUGAUGCCUCCUUAAUUUAACUUUAAAGAAAAUACAGAAUUCCUUUAUAAAAGAAAAGGGCUAAACUUGGAUGUUGUUAAAGGGCCAAUGGCAUGGCUGAAUGGUACCCUAUGGUGCUGGGUAUUAGGGGAGUCUUUAUUAUUGGGAUAAACUUUCAGGUUAUGGCAGUUACUAAGAUUUAAUAUUUAGGAAUGGACUGCUGCAUCAGUCAACCUACAGCCUUUAAGUAGGACUUCAAAGUCCUGGGCUAAAUCUCUCCCACCCUUAAAGUGGCAUGCCGAGAAAUUUGGGUUAAAACAUCACAAGUCAUUGAGUGCCGAACUUGACAGUCCAUUGGUAUCCUCACCCCAAGUCCAACUCAGCACCAGCCAUUAUUGGUAGAAUGAUCUUUGUAAAGUGAAAAAUUUAUCACCACCACUAGAAUUACUUGAAACCUAUUGUCUGCAGGACGCACACCUUAGAAAGGCAGAUACAGCCCUUAAUAACCUUUCUCCCAGGACUUGACAUUUUCCAGCAUUUCUCGCAUUUGGUCCUGUUCUUCCUGCAGUGUCUACCGCCUCUUCAUUUAGAGGAGUGUAACUUACCUUGGGUAGUACUUCAAAAAUGAACUCUGAAAACCGACACACCCACCAGACAGAAUCACUCCCUUGUGUGUUGGCACAGACUUUGUACAUGUACCUCUAGUGUAGUAUGUAUGUUACCUGGCUUGCUCGUUCCAUCCAUCUACUUCAGCUUUCUUAGUUCAUGAACUUUUACUUUCUAAGGAACCAAAACUGCCUGGCACAUGAUAAAUACUGAAAAAGCACCAUUGAUCCUUCAGUGUUCCCAUAUGUCUGUCUUUUCUAACAGGUUAUAACCUCUCUCCCCCUUUCCUCCCAGGUAUAUAGCACAAUGCUGUUGCACUGAGUAGACACUCAAAAGAUGGACUAUUCAAUUGCUUUGGAAGAGGAACCUAGAAAAUUGAAUUCCUUCCCUUUCUGAAUAUCUUAAAUAACCAGUAAAUAUAGGUCUCAAUUUCUUCUAAGUUGGGACUAAAUCCCUGUUCAGUUUAUACUUACUGUGCAGUAGGAGCUAUUUGUAUAUAACAUUAAAACAUUUUACAUUUUGUGA